AUGUCCGUCCAGAUCCAACAAUGCUUCCACCGGCGAGAGACGACGAUUUCAGAUAUCCCUCCUGCAGGGUCUUGCGCAAUGCGUCUCGAAGGGCUAGAGAGAAUGUCCGACAAGCAAAAGAGAGAGCUAGUGGAGGCAAUCUCAACCGACAUUGGAGCGUUUAUUUUGUGUUUGCGUGAGCACAUCAAAGCAGGGAACGUGGACGCGGAAAUGACUGAGUCAUUCGACGAGGUGGUCAAAUUGAUCCAAGAGACGGAUGUCCAACAUCGGAAGACGUUGGCGGGAAAAGUGCGACGGCUACGGAAAGAGAGACAUUGGACUCGCAAAGAAUACCGGAGAUAUGUUCGAAAAACGGAAAUACUGGCACUGGAACACAAUCGCAAGGUUCAAAGACUGAAGGAAAGAGUGAAGGAUUUACAGGCGCAGAUUGUGGCUUUGCAGGGGGAGCAGGACUUAUUGCGCCUGAGCAUGGAAAAGAAGCAAGGAAAGGAGAAUAGGGUCGAGGAGAGGGAUGAGGGGCCAGAAAAUCAUCCUCCUUCAGGGAGACAGCAAACUGCUAGGGACCUGGAGCCAUCGACAGACCCUGAUGAGGAAUGGAAAGAUGAGAGCGUCAAACAGGAGGGUUGUUAG
This is a messenger RNA of Penicillium cinerascens, 630 nucleotides long. RefSeq lists its product as uncharacterized. The record is from RefSeq and is a predicted model, not a curated record. Bases 1 to 630 code for a protein of 209 amino acids. The transcript has a single exon. NCBI's taxonomy places the organism in Eukaryota, Fungi, Ascomycota, Eurotiomycetes, Eurotiales, Aspergillaceae.